Messenger RNA from Nerophis lumbriciformis (worm pipefish), 1005 nucleotides. The record is from RefSeq and is a predicted model, not a curated record. NCBI's taxonomy places the organism in Eukaryota, Metazoa, Chordata, Actinopteri, Syngnathiformes, Syngnathidae.
AUGUCUUUUGUUUCUCACGGCCAGAGAAACGCGAACGGAACGUACACGUUCUCCAGCAGGCCAAGACCUGUUGAAAACCGCUCCAAAUACAGAGAACAGCCGACGGAAAAGACAGAAAAAGCACACACUACUUACGGAAACAUCAUGUAUGAUCGCCGUGUCAUCAGGGGGAAUACUUAUGCCCAACGCUUUUUAUCAACAGAAGACCUUGCUGAAAUACAAAGACAGCAAGAGAUGCGAAAGAAAGCCGUGGCUAAUAAAAAGAAGACCAAGGAGCUGUUACGAGCUUCCACUCCGGAGGCUGUGCAAGGCAGAAAACACAAUGUUGUCCAAACUGAUAUUUAUCUGGAGGAGUUGAGCUACAACAUAGAAGUUUCACAUAUUGAGUGUCAGACUGAUCCUCUCCUUGACAGACCAGCAACACCGCUUUUCAUACCUGCUAAAUCGGGCAAAGAUGUCGCAACACAAAUAGAGGAGGGGGAGUUGUUCGACUUUGACAGAGAGGUACAGCCCUUGCUGGAGGUCCUGGUUGGGAAGACUAUUGAACAGUCUUUGCUGGAAGUGAUGGAGGAGGAGGAGCUGGCCUGCCUAAGAGCCCAGCAGAGGACCUUCCAGGAGCUCCGCAAUGCCGAGCUGGCUGAGCUCCAGCGGUUACAGGAGCAAGAGAGGCGCCGCAGGGAAGAAAAAGAACAUCGCAUUGCCCAGCAGAGGGAGGCACUUAUGAGGGAAAAAGAGACACUGGAGAAAAUAGCUGCACGGGCCUACACCGAGCAGUACUUGGCUGACCUUGUACCAACAGUCUUUAAGUCGUUGAGGGUCCAAGGCUUCUUCUUUGACCCUGUGGAAAAAGAUAUUGAAACAAACUUCUUCCCAUGGCUGAUGGCUGAGGUGAACAGCAAAUUGGAAAAGAGAACUGCAGCAAGGCAGCUUUUGGACACACUCAUCUAUGACGUGGCCGAGAAAAAACUAUCAUUCUACGCAGACUUACAGGCAGUAGACAAGUAG